Molecule: messenger RNA, 618 nt
Organism: Ailuropoda melanoleuca (giant panda)
Lineage: Eukaryota; Metazoa; Chordata; Mammalia; Carnivora; Ursidae
Product: protein FAM71C-like
Cellular component (GO): nucleus
Source: RefSeq, a predicted model, not a curated record
AUGGACAGCAGCAUGGAGUCACCAGAUCCCAGCAGCCAAAGCUGCCAUAUUCUUCCCAUGUUCAACAGCUCAGUGGGGAAGCUGCAGCAGCUUCUGGGCAAUGGAGAGUAUGUGCUACUGAAGAACAUACCCAUAUUUGAGAGUGACUUUACCCAGAUCAACAGAAGAGGAGAAGUGAUUGAUGUGCACAACACUGUGCAGGUGGUGACGGUGGGCAUUGCCUAUACCAGCCACCACCUCACAAUGCCUGACGUCAUGCUGCUGGCACAGCCAGCUGUGAGCUGCACAGUCAAUGCCAGAAAUGACCAAGAUACCCAGAGAAAGGACCUCAGGUCAACAAAGAGCUUGGAGCUGACCAGGCUGCUUCCUUUGAAGUUUGUAAAGUUAUCCAUCUAUAAUCAUGAAAAAAAACAAUUCCACUUGAAGCUUGCCACUGGCUCUUUUUACCUCCAGCUGUGCCUUCCUUCAGAUGCAAAAGAAGAUCUGUUUGCAUGCUGGGAAGACUUAGUAUACCUGCUGAGAUGUCCAGUGGAGGCUUAUAGUGGGACCCAGGCCCAACCUGCUGGUGACAUGAUCUCCAUACCUGGGUUGGAGGCAGAGGACAGGAAGAGCCCAGCA